GACGUGAACGCAGCACAAACAACACUUCGCUCUCCAGUUCCUGGUCGGUUGUGCGUCUGUAGUUCGCGGUUAAUUGUGUCAGUGUUUGUGGGAUAAAAGUGGCUUUCCCGUGGCAGGUCUGAGUGCGGAGCUCCUCCCGGCUGAAGUCACGACGGGAGCCCGGGACGUAGGCGGUCUGUUUGGGCUCUGAUGGCUGUGGGAGUCGCGGAGAGUCGGGAUGUUUUCAAGCAACAUGGAAACAAAAAGAGUGGAGAUCCCCUCCAGCGUGCUGGACGACCUCUGCAGCCGCUUCAUCCUGCACAUCCCCAGUGAGGAGCGGGACAACGCCAUCCGGGUGUGCUUCCAGAUCGAGCUGGCCCACUGGUUCUACCUGGACUUCUGCAUGCAGAACACCCCGGGGGCGCCUCACUGCGGGAUCCGAGACUUCGCCAAAGCUGUCUUCCAGCAUUGUCCGUUCCUGCUGCCUCAUGGAGAAGACGUGCAGAAGGUCCUGGAGCAGUGGAAAGAGUACAAGAUGGGAGUUCCCACGCACGGCGCCAUCAUUCUGGACGAAACGCUGGAAAACGUGCUGCUCGUUCAGGGAUAUCUGGCCAAGUCGGGCUGGGGCUUCCCGAAGGGGAAGGUCAACGAGGACGAGGCGCCGUACGACUGUGCGGUUCGGGAGGUGUUGGAGGAGACGGGCUUCGACAUCAAGAACCGCAUCAGUAAAGACCGCUACAUCGAGCAGAAGAUCACAGACCAGCUGGUGCGGCUCUACAUCAUCCCGGGGGUGUCCAAAGACACCAAGUUCUACCCCAAGACCAGGAAGGAGAUCAGGAACAUUGAAUGGUUUCCUAUCGAGAAGCUGCCCUGUCACAGGAAUGACAUGACCCCCAAGUCCAAGCUGGGUCUGGCCCCCAACAGGUUUUUCAUGGCCAUUCCCUUCAUCAGACCGCUGCGGGAGUGGAUCAGCAAGCUGAAGGGAGAGUCUCCAGACAGCGACGAGGACUCGGCGAGCAACAGCAACACUCCGGCCAAAGCCUCGGACGGCGUUUGGUCUAAAUCUCGCCACCUCGCUGGCGUGGAAUCACUUCCUGCAGAGGGCUGGAAGAACAAGCAGAAGCCUGUGGGCCAGCUGAGCCAGUAUGAAGUGAACCAGAAGCCAAACCUGAAGGGCAAUGGGAAGAAAGGUCAGGACUCGCCGUACGUGAGGAAAGGAGCCGCUGACAACGGAGCCGGCGGCCAUCAGAUGAAAGCCGUCUACAAGGAAGAUAAGAGGCUUCACCCCAGAAGACUCCAGGACAGCUUCGACAGAGACGUGAACCCCGGCAGCUCCGGCGGCCAGCAGAGCGGCGAGCACCUGCUGUCCUCCAAAACCUUCCUCAACUUCAAGUUUGACAGAGAAGCCAUCAUGAAGUGUUUCGACUACUGAGCGAGCCGGCGGCGCCUCCCCAGCCUCGUGAGGGCUUUCGGAGACACACGUCGGGAGUGGGGAAGCCGCCGGUCCGCUCCAGGAAGGAGUCGUUUCCGCUUCUGAAUCCAGAGUUACUGAGGUCUCAGUCGGUAGGACAGACACGUGGAAUAAAAACUGAUUUUAAGUGUGUUCAUAGUGACACUGAAAACUGAAAAAAACACUUUAACAUGUCUUUGAUUUUAAGAUGGCAAAAUUUAGAGCAGAACAGAGAUCACCGUCAGAGACAGAAGCCAUCAUAAGGCGGGUUGUAGAGAAGCCUGCUGGUGAUCAGCUCUGUUCCUGCUGAACAGAACCCAGUGGGGAAGUGUGCCGGCCUGCGGGGCUUCGAAGCCCUGAUUCGAUGUGUUGGAUGUCAGCUUUUUAACAGUUUCAUUGGCUCCGCUGCCGCACAUUGAUUGACUCCCUUUUAAACCGGCGGUCCAUUUGAUUUUAGUCAGAAGUGAAGAAUGUGGAAUGAAAUGAAUUCACUGGGGAAGGUGGAAACGUGAGGUCUCUGUGAAUUCACCGCUGCAGCUGAAUGUCCGUCAGUCAGCGUUACGGAGCAGGAAGGAUGUCCCGGACUGCUAGAAUAAAAUUCCUCGAUGUUUGAGUGCAGAAGCUGAUGACGCUGCGGGUUUUCCGAGGCUCCUGGCUCGUGUGUGAAUGUGAAGAGGCGCCGUUACAGUUGUGUCACCGUUUGUACGCCUCCUGUUAGUGUGCAUCCCUACGAGAAGCAGUAACUGUGAGUCUUCACCUCAGGUGGUCCUCAGCUGCUCACCAGUCUUCACACCAUGGGUGUAAUUCACCCUGCAUCUCGACUGACAGGCUGAGAGUCUUUUCGUUCAGCACUGUGACUCCUGAACUCUACAGACUCAUAAAACGACAGCGUGGCGUAUUGAGAGAGCCAGCUGAGAGGCCCGAAUGACGUGGAGGUGAAGACAGACAGUCACCGGUCUUUGUAGACACGCACACACAUUUACAUUUCCACAUACGAGUCUGUGCACUCGCUACUCUGAGCGCACUCCAGCGUACGUGUUGAAGAAACAGAAUCACUCUGUUGCUCUGUGUCAUGUGAUAGAAGAGAUCUGUGUUGCCUUAAAACGAGCCUCAGCUAACUGCGCCCCGUCUCCCUGGAGCUGCUCCGCAGAACGUCUGCCCCUCGACGUUUUUCUUUUUUUACCUCCCACCACUCAGCUGCUGUGAAAGCAGGAGCAUGGGUGAGACCCGGGCGACGCACCACGACGCUGGACCACGCUUUUAAAUGCUGUGAGCAGGAAAGGAUGUUUUUACAGGAGAAUCCCUCAGAGGGCCACAUCAGCCUGACUGGAGAUUUGCAGCCACUGGUUCGCCGGACGUGUUUCAGCAGCGAGCGCAGCGCUCACACUUCCUGAGCGGAGGCCACAGGCCUGAGAGACUGAACCUGAACGUCAGAUCUUGCUCGUGCUGUUUGUCACUGAGGGUUUUGGUGAAGAUGUACAGACAGUGAUUUCAUGUGUUCUGGUUUUGUUGGGUCUUUAAAUGUGAAUAUUAGUCUAUUUUUUCACAACUAACCUGCAUAAUAAAGGUGCAUUACAGAA
Molecule: messenger RNA, 3009 nt
Organism: Salarias fasciatus (jewelled blenny)
Lineage: Eukaryota; Metazoa; Chordata; Actinopteri; Blenniiformes; Blenniidae
Gene: dcp2
Product: decapping mRNA 2
Exons: 11
Coding region: 218-1411 (397 amino acids)
Biological process (GO): deadenylation-dependent decapping of nuclear-transcribed mRNA; nuclear-transcribed mRNA catabolic process, nonsense-mediated decay
Cellular component (GO): P-body; cytoplasm
Molecular function (GO): RNA binding; manganese ion binding; 5'-(N(7)-methylguanosine 5'-triphospho)-[mRNA] hydrolase activity
Source: RefSeq, a predicted model, not a curated record